Messenger RNA from Ilex paraguariensis (yerba mate), 4720 nucleotides. NCBI's taxonomy places the organism in Eukaryota, Viridiplantae, Streptophyta, Magnoliopsida, Aquifoliales, Aquifoliaceae. The record is from the annotation of a GenBank genome assembly.
AUGAAAGCUCUUUCUAGAAGGUUAUUGAAAACUGUAUCUAUGCUAAUAAUCUUCGUCUUCCUGGUCUUGCUUCAUAUUGCUCUAGUCAGAGCAGAUAUAUCAGAUAAUUUAACAGUUCAUAGGGAGCUCAAAGGACACUGGCCCUUAUAUGAUUGUCCGCAAUGUAUUGGUACAAAGGAACAAGUCCACAUAAAAUCUGCUGCUGGAGUAGGCAAUCAUCCUGAUGACCAGGGCAUUGACAUACUUGUGACAUACACCGACUCUUCUGGUGCUGUUCGAAUUAUGAAUGUGAAGUCCAGGGACUUAUCUGCUUCCUGGGUCUGGCAAAAUCCUAUUGAUAAAAAACAUGAUCAGACAAAAAGUUCCACGAUGCCAGAAGAUCCAUCUCAGCCUGAUAUGAGUUUUGAGGUCGAGGAUUCUACAGAUGAGCAUCAAUCUGGAGGUGACAUGCUGCAUUCACAAAUAUCUCCAAUGCACCCAGUGAAGCUCAAGCGCAGGAUGUUACGCCAGGAGAGGAGGGACCGCCGAACUGCAGAGCUAAUCCGGCAAGACAAAAAGAUUGAAAGCCAGAUGCAAGCAGCAGCCAUUGAACGAGUACAAGAGCUUGACACUACUGUCAAGGGCAAAUAUAAUAUAUGGAGGAUAGAAUAUGAAAACCCCGUGUCUGAUACUAUCUUGAAACUUAUGCACGAUCAGAUUAUCAUGGCAAGGGCUUAUGCUAGCAUUGCAACUGCUAAGAAUCAUUCUGUGCUAUAUGAUUCUCUGCUAAAACAUGCUAGAGAAAAUCAAAGAGCGAUCGAAGAAGCAACUUCUGAUGCUGAACUUCAGCCAAGUGCGCUUGAUCGAGCAAAAGAAAUGGGUCACAUUCUUUCUGUAGCUAAGGACCAAUUAUAUGACUGUCUUACAGUAGCACGGAAGUUAAGGGCCAUGCUUCAGUCAACAGAAGUGAACGUGGAUGCACUGAAGAAAAAGAGUGCAUUCUUGAUACAGCUAGCUGCAAAAACACUCCCCAGGCCAUUGUAUUGUCUUCCUUUACUACUCACAACAGAUUAUUUCCUACAGGGUUAUGAAAACAAGGGAUUUCCUAACAAAGAAAAACUUGAAGAUCCUUCUCUGUACCACUACGCUAUCUUUUCUGAUAAUGUACUGGCAACAUCUGUUGUUGUAAAUUCAACAGUGCUGCAUGCAAAGGAGCCUGAAAAGCAUGUUUUUCAUAUUGUAACAGAUAAGUUAAACUUUGCAGCAAUGAAGAUGUGGUUUCUUGCCAACCCUCCUGCAAGCGCAGCAAUCCAAGUUGAGAAUGUAGAUGAUUUCACAUGGCUCAAUUCUUCUUACUGUCCUGUUCUACGUCAGCUUGAAUCUGCCCGAAUGAAAGAAUAUUAUUUUAAGGCACAUCAAGCGUCUUCCCUCACUGCUGGGACUGACAAUCUCAAGUAUAGGAACCCAAAAUAUUUGUCCAUGCUGAAUCAUCUUAGAUUCUAUCUGCCUGAAGUAUACCCAAAACUGGACAAAAUCCUGUUUCUGGAUGAUGACAUUGUAGUUCAAAAGGAUCUGACACCUCUUUGGUCUGUUAAUCUGCAAGGGAUGGUGAAUGGUGCAGUGGAAACUUGCAAGGAGAGCUUCCACAGGUUUGAUAAGUAUCUGAACUUCUCCAAUCCGAAGAUCUCUGAGAAAUUUGAUCCAAAUGCUUGUGGUUGGGCAUUUGGCAUGAAUAUUUUUGAUUUGAAUGAGUGGAGGAAGCAGGACAUUACUGGAAUAUAUCAUAGGUGGCAAGAUAUGAAUGUAGACAGAACUCUUUGGAAACUUGGUACGCUACCUCCAGGACUGAUUACUUUCUACAACCUGACCUAUCCACUGGAUCGGAGCUGGCAUGUGUUGGGACUUGGCUAUGAUCCAGCCCUUAAUCAAUCAGCCAUAGAGAAUGCAGCCGUGGUCCAUUACAAUGGAAACUACAAACCGUGGUUGAAUCUUGCUAUCGCCAAGUACAAAUCAUAUUGGUCUAGAUUUUUAAUGUUUGAUAACCCACAUCUUCAACUAUGCAAAAUUAACGAAGUGGGAGGUUUCCUAGCAAAUGCGGAGAAAGGUUGCCUCUUCCAGCUUGAACUGCUAAAGUGUGAGCAGCCAUUUGUUUAUGUUGGGUCCUCCUCUCAGCCUGGAACUGAAGUGGAGAAUCUGCUGUGCAUGGUGCGAAUAUCCUGUUCUGUUGUAUUGAUGCUCUAUAUCCCUUAUCGUAGUUUCAGGGUCCUUGCGUUGAUGAGCCCCAUCACAGUUGAUCUUUACCCAUUCCUUAAGUGGUGGUUGCCAUUUGGUGUCUGCAAUUGCCGAGUUUUCUCCUCGAGGCAGCUUCACUUUACUAUGAAGGAAUUCUUCUGUUUUUCCAUUAAGGCUCAUGAAGAACAGUAUUGUGGUCAGGUUAGUCAUGAGCUUGGAGGACUUCAUCCUCUUGAACCAAGUCCUUGCAUUUGUUCCCUGGCAAUGCGUUUCUCGAUCAUCUCAAAAUUCCCCAACAAUUGGUUUUCAAUAAUCAAAGGGUCAUCAUCAUCUGCUGGGAAAUGGCAAGAGGUUUUCUCCCACUACCACGAAAUGCGGAAAGCAGGAGUUAAACUGACAGACCCUUCAUCUUUCUCUCUCAUCUUCAAAGCGUGUAUAAACCUCUCCUCCUUCAGCCUCGGAAAGUCCAUUCAUGCAUCUUUGAUUAAGGACGGCUUCGACUCAUUCACUUCUAUUGGGAAUUCCAUCAUGGACUUUUAUGCAAAAUCAGGAGCCUUGGAUUCUGCUCUCUGUGCUUUUGAUUGCAUGAUCUGCAGAGAUUCAGUUUCAUGGAACAUAAUGAUUCAUGGGCACCUUGAUCAAGGAGCUUUCAAAGGAGGGGUGUGGUUUUUUAAGGAAGCUCGGAUCACGGGAUUCGAACCCAACAUUUCUACCUUGGUGCUUGUGAUUCAGGCUUGCCGCAAUCUGAGUGCUGUCCACGAUGGACUGAAAAUACAUGGUUAUACAAUCCAAAGUGGCUUUUGGACUGUUUCUUCAGUCCAGAACUCUCUGCUGAGUAUGUAUGCAGAUACCGGAAUGGAGCUUGCUCACAAGCUUUUUGAUGAAAUGUGUGACAGGGAUGUGAUCUCUUGGAGUGUGAUGAUAGGUGGCUAUGUGCAAAGCGAGGAAGCUCAACUUGCUUUGGUGUUUUUUCAGGAGAUGGUAUCAAAGGCUGAAAUUGAAGCAGACGGCCAAACAAUGGUAAAUGCACUCAAGGCCUGCACUAGUUUAGGGGACCUUCGCUUUGGAAUAUUGGUCCAUGGAUUUGUAAUCUGUAGAGGUUUUGGUUACGAUUUAUUUGUAGGGAACUCUUUAGUUGAUAUGUAUUCCAAGUGUAAUGACACUGAUUCCGCCUUCAAAGCAUUCAGUGAGAUGCCCCAAAGGAAUGUUGUCUCGUGGAAUUCUCUAUUAUCUGGAUUUGUCCACACUGAGAAGCAUUCUGAAGCUCUUAUGCUGUUUGAUUCGAUGGGCAAGGCAGGAAUCGUGGCUGAUGAGGUGACUCUCGUGAAUCUUCUUCAAGUAUGCAAGUAUUAUGCAGACCCAUUUCAGUGCAAGCUCAUCCAUUCUGUGAUAAUCCAGCGAGGUUGCGAAUCAAAUGAAGUAAUGAUAAAUGCUUUAGUUGAUGCGUAUGCUAAGUGUGAUCUUAUCAAUUUUGCGUGGAGAUUAUUCAGUCAGAUGAAGACACGAGAUACGGUUACUUGGAGCACAAUGAUUGCUGGGUUCACCCAUUGUGGUAUGCCUGAUGAGGCAAUCACACUCUUUCAUGAGAUGAACUGGGCACAACAAAAGCCCAACGCCAUUACCGUGUUAAAUCUUCUUGAGGCUUGCUCCAUUUCGGCUGAUCUGAAAAGAUCGAAGUGGGCCCAUGGUAUUGCACUUCGAAGAGGAUGGGCAUCAGAAGUAGCAGUUGGAACUGCAAUUCUAGAUAUGUACUCCAAAUGUGGGGCAAUAGAAGCCUCGAGAAAGGCCUUUGAUCAAAUUACCCAGAAAAACAUCGUGUCUUGGAGUGCCAUGAUUGCAGCAUAUGGUGUGAAUGGGCUUGCCUGUGAUGCUCUAGCUUUGCUUGCCGAAAUGAAAGUGCAUGGUCUGAAGCCAAAUGCGGUAACAACUCUCUCGGUGUUAUCUGCAUGUAGCCACAGGGGCUUAGUUGAGGAGGGACUUGCUUUCAUCAGAGAGUUGGCUCAGGAUCAGCUGGUUGAUCUGAGGUUAGAGCACUUGUCGUGCAUGGUGGACUUACUGGGUCGGGCAGGAAGGCUUGAUAGCGCAUUGGAGUUGUUAGAGAAGAUGCCUGAUGGAUUGAAGCCUAGUGCCAGCGCCUGGGGGGCACUCUUGAGUGCUUGCAGGAGCUAUGGUGACAGCAAGCUUGGUGCAGGAGCUGUUUCUCAUGUUGUUGAAUUGGAGCCAUCAAGCUCUGCAGGGUAUUUGCUUGCAUCAAAUAUGCAUGCGAUGGGGGGGUCAUGGGCUGAUGCCGCAAGGCUGAGAGGGUUGGCAAAGGAGAGAAGGGUGGGAGUUGUGGCUGGUUACAGUUUGGUGCAUGUUAAUAAUAAAGCAUGUCGAUUUGUGGCUGGAGAUAAGCAAGAGGCAUUGUCAGAUGAGAUAUGCCUUUUUAUUGAGCAGCUGCACAUGUGCAUGAAGUUGGAGGAAAAACGAUGAAACUGCUUGUGAAUUAGUUAUUAACACCACAUUGGGC